AUGCCGUCCCCGUCCUCGUCCUCGUCCUCGUCGAGGAUGCACCCCUCGGAGGGCAUCCGCAGGCCCGCGCGACUCUCUAGCUCUCACUCCUCUUCCUCUGCUUCGCAUGACCGUCAAACCAUCGGCCCAUCGCCGCGUGGCGACCGCGUGAUUGGUGCACAGACCCCACGAUCUGUCGAGUUUACGGAGGCGCCACGCGCGGAGAUGGGGGAGAAAGAUAUAGACAGCAGCAGCUUCGCUAGCUCCAGUGGCAGCCAGCUGCGUCGCCCGUGCGAUGGUAAUAGCGGCGAUGCCCAUCGCUGCGCAGUGUCGGAGUCGCCGAACCGUAGCCGUUGCUUCGAGAUGCUUGAACACGUGCCAGAGAACGACGACCCCCACAGGACGGAGACGAGCGUGGCGCACGGCACUGUAACGUGGAAUAUGUCUCCCAUGCUGCCGCCGCGAUCAGGUGCGCGGGUAGGCGAGACAGCGUGUUGUGAUACCCGCUCCACUUGCUCGAGCCCCGCCUCUGCUGCCUGCGUGAUCACUGGUGGCACCGGUGGUUCUUCACGGCCAUCUUCCUCUUGUCCCUCGCGUGGUGCGAGCUCGUCGCUGACGACGCCGAAGCGGGUGGACGGCGCUUUUGUGGGCGCUCACAGCUCUGCUGCGCAGCCGCCAGAUUCGGGGGCGCCCCUCUCGAGCGAUUCACUUGCGGCCUUGUCCACAGAGCAGAUGGAAGCGGCACUCCAGUUGUACGUGGAGAAGGGUGGUGUUUACACGAGUGAGGUGACUUCAGCGCUCCAGGCACUGCCGUGGUGUGCCACGACCUUGGCGCACGCUUCGUCGGUCUCCAGCGUCGCUGAUGCGUCCGCAGCGGACACGGACACGGAGGUGGAGCAACAUUUGAUCGAUCCGGAGGUCUGGCUCGGCGCUGUGGCUGCAGCGACUGCCUCCGCAGUAGCAGUAGCCGAGAACGACGGGCAAGCAAGUGUGGCGGCGGCGCCUGCUGCCACGCGAAUCGCUUCAGCGGGAGCCCUAGAAAAGACGCAAGGGCGACACAGCACGUUCGAAGAGGGCUCGGCGAUGAUGAUGCAGCCUUCAAAUCUCGCCGACCCGUCUGCCCCUGUUCCCGUUGAACGAACGACGGAGAAGCGGCGCAGCUUGGGCGACUCUUCGAGUGAGCUUGCCGCUGCUGACAGUGCCUUUGCUGACCAUGGAGCAGGCCGUGGCUCAGAGCGAAGCUCAGGCGUCGUCUCUAAGGUGGACAGUCGCUCCCAUCGCCGCGGCGAUGAUACCGAUGACGGCACGUCGAGGGUAAACAGUGCCAACGGUCAUCAUGUAUCUACUGAUCGAAAGCUGGCUUACAGUGACGCCGCCAACGACUCUACAGAGCGCGUCGCACGUGGGGAGCGCUCCCCCUCUCUGCCACAGCUGACGCCACGCCACCGAUUAGACUCUGCGCCGCACACGCAGGAGCAGCGACAGCCCGUGUCCAGUUUUAUGAGCAACACCCGGGCACUACGAAACUCGCCUUUAUACUCUUCCGUGUCACCGAUGCAGCGCUCUGUGGUUGACCGACGACGGUCUCCUGCAGCCGCGGCAGCGUCCUCGCCGGCGCUUGUCGCGAAAGACGCGACGGAGACCACCGCCUCCCCGGCUGCGUCAACGUUCGGUGCAGCCUUUGCGGGGACCGCAGGCAUGCACGUCCUUUUCCAGCUGUGCCUGCGGACACCCCUGGCGACGGCCUCCGCGACGCUGAGGGUUAGCGACUGGUAUGCACUCCUAGCCCAGCUGCGGCACGAUGGGCGCCACAAGCUGCCACCGCAGCCAAUCCUCGACGACGUCGCCCGCACCAUCGCGCACGCAGUGCAGUCUGAAGGGCAUUCAGGCGGGCUGACUUUGAGCGGUUUCACCCGCGUUGUACAGCGCCAGCUGAAGGAGGUGAGGCUCGACAUGACAUCGCCGCUUCCUCAAAAUGUCCCCGCCGGCAGCGGGACGGCGUCGCAGCAGGAGGUGGCGUUGCACUUCCCGCAACACCCCAGGUAUACGGUCACUGUGCCGACUUCUGCAGCAGUAUCAUCUCCGUCGCCCUCGCUUCCAUCGAGACGCAGCAGCCGGUGGAACUCACAGACGAAGCUGACACCGGUGACUAAUAGCGGCCAGUGGCGUGUGCUGCCGACGUGGUGCAUGGCGCUUGCCGGCCUCUUCCCGCUGGAGAUGUCGAAGGUGUGCCCUGUGCCCGUGGUGCGCUACCUGCGCAGCGUCGGGCUGAUUCGCGCGGUGCUCGAGGCGAUCAUGCAGCGCCUGGAGAUCGAGGUGGAGGCAAUCCCUGGAUGCGUGGCACCUACAUCGAGCGCAGCCAGCAAGGAAGCACAGAAUCCGUCCGAAGGCGCAGCGCUGGAAAGCUUUGUGUUGUCGCCGUCACGGGAGGGGUCUGGGGGGAGCAGAUCGGUGAGCAACCUGCUCGCUCGGAGCAGCGCCUCUGCCGGUGCCCGUCCCGCGAGCUCGACCGUCGUCACUGAGAAGGCUGUUGGCGGCAGUGGCGACAGAAACGGGACAUGGAAUGAGCGGCCGAUUUGGGGCUCUACGACGGCGGGCAAUCACCGCAGGAGGGUGCAGUGCCGUAAAAGGGGCGCUGCCACGAACGUGGUGGCAACCCCGGAGAGGGCAGGAGGCGACGGUGCGCUCGUCGCCUCAAACCCGCAGGGGGUGAGCAGCGGUAGCAGCCGUCCAAAGGCGGACACCACUGCCUCCACCGGUCGUGAUACUGUCAGGUCGCACUACCUCGAUCAGCGUCCCCUCGAUGAGAUCACCAUCUCCGUCGUGGCGCGGGCCAAGGCGCGCCGUCUCAUGGACACGCUCCGGCGCCACACUGUCCCCAUCAACCGCUACGAGUGCUUCGCGCGUGUGGAGCAGGAGGAUGAGCCAGUGCAGCAGGCGCUGUGCUUUGUGUCUCGGGAGGAGCUGAAGGCAACCUUCAGCAGCGACGGCGACGAGGACAGCGAUGCAGACUCGGACGCGAUGCCCGACAUGAUUGCCGCGCUCACGUACCACCCAGAGGCGGAGACGGCGGCGAGCCUAGGUGGGACGGACGCGAAGGGCGGCGGUGGCGUAGACGUGGACCAGACACGCUCGUCUCUGCCGCCACCACCGCUGUCGCACACGUCUGCCCUCAACGUGCUGCCCACUGUCAUGGAUGCCGCGCGGGCUUCAAUGCACGUGAGCGGGCGGGCCUCGUCCGCCUCCGCAUCCCGCAUGGCUUCCGCUGGCAGCGCCGUGAGGCCACCGCCGCCUGUGCCUUGUAUGUUCCGCAUGAGCGGCGUGCUCCCCACCUCGCUUGCCCGAAAAGAGGAGGAGGCUCUGGUGCGCCGACUCAGCAAGCCCGUCUGCGACCCUGCCGCGAUGAGUCUGCGCGUGGCCUCUACAGAAAAUGGCUACACGUCCUGUCACGCUGCGGACACCACAACCGCCAUCGGCACAUCCGACUCAGCGUGUGCCAACACAAAGGCUAUUGAAGACCGCCCGACCCGUUUAGCGCCAUCACGACCUCCCUCUGGGUCGGCCGCCCAGCGCCACUACCGGUCCCACCUGCAUCCGACGGAUCGAGAGUCGUCCAACGACACAGUCUCGCGCAGUGUCCCAGCUUCGCCGUCGCGGAGUGGCUUCCGUCGGCGGCGCAGCCGCCCAUCCUCAUCGCAGAUAGAUCAAUGUUAUGCCUCCGUGUGCCCCGGUCGCCAGCAUCAGACGUCCCCGUCGUUGGCGUCCGACACGGGCAGCGGCGGCGCCUGCACGUCGCAGCCGACAGAGAGGCGAAACCGCAGUUCCCCGUUCUUCGAAGUUCCUUACGUGCUUGCGGCGGCACCGCUGUCGUCAUCAGCCGCGGCUGCUGCUGCUGUGCAAGUGAUCGGGAGCGGCGCGCGAUCCGCAUCAUCAUCGGGUGCGGCAAUCCCGCCGCAGCCGCCGGCCCCGCGUCGACAGGCAGGCUGCCAUGUCGCAUCACGAGGUGCUCCUCGUGGCCCCUCGAGGGCGGGCUCCGCAGCGCCGCUUCGUGCCAAGGCGAAGGACAAGUCUGCAGAAGGCCGACGAGCUGGGAGCACCCCGAACAACGCUGUUCUCAACCUGGCGCGGCGCGGCUCGCGCUCUAGAAGGUCGACCUCCCGACGCUCGAGUGACGCCCCACCGCGCGGCCGAAGUGCCGCUGAUGCACACCCACCUGCUGCUCCCUCGCAGCCGCACCUCUCGCUCUACGAGCGACGCCUUUGUCGACAGCUUCAGCGCGCCUACUCUAACGAGCACGUCUACUACCACACAAACUGA
This is a messenger RNA of Leishmania mexicana MHOM/GT/2001/U1103, 4296 nucleotides long. RefSeq lists its product as hypothetical. The transcript has a single exon. The coding region runs from base 1 to 4296 and encodes 1431 amino acids. The record is from RefSeq and is a predicted model, not a curated record. NCBI's taxonomy places the organism in Eukaryota, Euglenozoa, Kinetoplastea, Trypanosomatida, Trypanosomatidae.